This is a messenger RNA of Paramecium sonneborni, 1204 nucleotides long. NCBI's taxonomy places the organism in Eukaryota, Ciliophora, Oligohymenophorea, Peniculida, Parameciidae. The record is from the annotation of a GenBank genome assembly.
AUGUUUAAUAAAUUAAGGAAUUCAUUUCCAUUUAGAUCUGGACCUAAUUUUUUGUUGUGUUUUUUAGGAUUUUCAGGUGUGGGUUAUUUUGGUACAAGUUAUUUGCAUAAAUAAAAAUAUGAUCAUCCAAUAGUAUAGGAAGCAUUAAGAAUAUUGUAACAUAAUGAAUAAAUAAUAUAAUUGGCAGGAUAUCCAUUAUCACUUUAAAUAAAUAUGGGUAGUAAUGCAACACAAAGUGAAGAUGUGUGUUAAUAUUCUUUUUAAGUAGUUGGUCCAAAAGGAGCAGCAAAAGUAGAAUUGAUGGGAUAAUCAAGAGAAUUGUAAGAAAUAUAAAAUAAAACUUAAUAUUAUAUUCCAUCUACUAAAUUAAUGACAGAUGUGAUGAAAUAUAAUAAAGAUGUAGAAGCAUUAUAAAAUUGGAAAUUAACACCAGAUAUAAAAUUGUGGAAGAUUGAUCAUCUUGUUGCUGAUAUUGGAUUAUAAGGAGAUUUUAGAAUAGUUCUAAUAGAUUCAAAUUAAGUUUUAAAGAAAGAUAUGUCUCAAAUAAUGACUCCACCUUUAGUAACUGAUCGUAGAACUCUUUAUGAUUUGAAAUUAGAAAUAGAUGCUCGUAAACCUAAAGUACCAACAACUGAAUAAGAAAUUGAAGAAGCUAGAAGAUAUAGACAAUAAGAAUUAUAUAGAAAGGUUGGAGGUGUUAGAAAUAUCACACUUAUUAGUACUAUUAUUGGAGCUAUGGCUAUAUAUAAUUAUGUUAAAACUAAUAGAGUAUAUUUAUUAAUUAUUUAUUUUUAGAGAAUAAGUGUACUCAAUACUUAAAUUCAUAGACAAUCAUUAAUUAUUAUUUAGACUAAUCCUUAAAUCAAGAAAUUAUUUGGUCAAAAUAUACAAUUCAAUCAAUAAUUGAGAGGUGGAUAAAUUAGAGAUCAAGCAGAAUUUGAAACUGAUAUGUAUGGAAAUAAAGCUGGAAUUUGUUAUGUCAAAGGCAAAAAAAAUAAAAAAACUAAUGAUUGGGAAAUUGAUACUAUUGAUAUUGCAAUCAAAGAUGCUUAAGGUAUUAUCAAUCAAAAAAUUAGAAUACUUGGUUGAUUCUGUAUUUCAUAUUAUAUUAAAAUUAAUUAUUUUUAUCAUUAUUAAAAUUAAAAUUUGUGAUGAAAAUCAAUUGGCUCAUGAAUUAACUUAUAUUUAAUAUAAGCUAUAUUGA